AAUGCAACACGAUUAUGCCAAAAUGGGGUGUGGUGGAACUACUCAGACUAUACUAACUGCUCGGAGCGCAUCCCCUCCACGUCGCUGACUGACGUCACAAGCCACAUUUACCUAGCCGGAUACUCGCUCAGCCUGGCCGUGUUGUCGCUUGCCGUCUUCGUAUUUUUAUACUUCAAGGACCUAAGAUGUCUAAGGAACACAAUACAUACGAACCUUAUGACAACCUACAUUCUGUCGGCGUGUAGUUGGAUCAUAAAUUUAGCUUUACAAAACUGGUCAGAGGAGUCUCACCCGGAUCAAACUUCGUGCAUGAUCAUGAUAAUAUGCAUGCACUACUUCUACCUCACCAACUUCUUCUGGAUGCUUGUUGAAGGCCUUUAUUUAUAUAUGCUGGUUGUGGAAACAUUCACAGCCGAAAACAUCAAGCUCAAAGUGUACAUCACAAUCGGUUGGGGAGCACCAGGCAUCUUUAUCACGAUAUGGGUGAUAUGCAGAUGUUUCGUCCCUUCAGAAGUGGAAGGGACGAUCGCGGGGGAGAGCAAGAUGUGCCAAUGGAUCCACGAGCACUCCGUAGACUGGAUCCACAAAGCGCCAGCGAUGGUCGGACUUGCACUCAACCUCUUCUUUCUAAUAAGGAUUAUGUGGGUUCUAAUAACAAAACUUAGAUCAGCCAACACCCUCGAGACAGAACAGUACAGGAAAGCGACGAAGGCAUUAUUAGUUCUCAUACCACUAUUGGGCAUCACGAACUUGCUGGUGCUAUGUGGACCAAGCGGAGACUCCUGGUUCGCUCAAGCUUUUGAUUACUCCAGAGCAAUUCUACUAUCUACUCAGGGCUUCACAGUAGCUCUUUUCUACUGCUUCAUGAACACAGAAGUUCGCCACGCGAUCAGGUACCAUGUGGAACGAUGGAAGACCGGACGAACUAUUGGUGGCGGACGAAGGCGAGGCGCGUCGUAUUCUAAAGACUGGUCUCCGCGGUCCAGAACUGAAAGCAUACGGUUAUACCACCAUCCUUCGAAGAGGGAAUCAGCUGCAUCGGAGACGACGACCACCACGUUGCUAGUUCCGCGCCAUUCGCUAGCACCACACCUUGAUGGAAGGCAUUUGCACGCUGACUACAUAACCAGCGGCAGUGCAAGCGGUGAUCAAUCUCCGGUCUGAGGCGAGGGGCGGGGGAGGCUAACGCGCCUGCGCACCCUUCCCGAGGAGGACGUUUCGCAAGAAGCUUCUUUUACCUCUCCCGCCUUCGACUUCCCUUCGACUUCGAUUUCUAACUUCGCGCUUCGAACUUCGGACUCUAAUUUCGAACAAAAUCUUCAUAACUCUCCUAUUGUACAUAACGAGAUUAACAAUUAUCAAAACAGCAUUGAUAAUGAACAAAAAUCUCUGUUAAACGGACCUUUUUUGAUUGCGAACGGAAAAGAAACGUCUGACGUUACACAAAAUAGUUCUAGUAGUUUAAAGAGAAAAUAUUUAGAUUAAGUAGAAUUUGCUUGCAAAAAUUUAUAAAAACUCAACAUUGAAAGUGCUUAUAUAAUUGUAAUAUUAAGUUCAUUUACGAUGUCU
Messenger RNA from Hyposmocoma kahamanoa, 1569 nucleotides. It is a transcript of the gene Dh44-R2, whose product is annotated as diuretic hormone receptor. Gene Ontology annotation, cellular component: plasma membrane. Gene Ontology annotation, biological process: cell surface receptor signaling pathway; adenylate cyclase-modulating G protein-coupled receptor signaling pathway. Lineage: Eukaryota; Metazoa; Arthropoda; Insecta; Lepidoptera; Cosmopterigidae. The record is from RefSeq and is a predicted model, not a curated record. Gene Ontology annotation, molecular function: G protein-coupled peptide receptor activity; peptide hormone binding; diuretic hormone receptor activity. The transcript has 10 exons. The coding region runs from base 217 to 1164 and encodes 315 amino acids.